AUGGCAGGCAGCAGCCUGGCCAGGUGGCUCCCCGGGCCCCGUGCCCCCCCUGAGCCGUGCGCAACCCCGCCAGUUCUCAGCAUCCACAAGCUCCCUGCCAGCAGAGCCACAGACAUCAGCUUCCCCAUGAAGGGCUGGCGGGCCACAGGCGACUGGGCCAAGGUGCCGGAGGACAGGGUCACUGUGUCCAAGAGCGUCUUCUCCACAGGGCUGGCAGAGGCCGACGACUCGUCCGUGUUUGUGGUGGGCACCGUGCUCUACCGGAACCUGGGCAGCUUCCUGGCGCUGCAGAGGAACACGACCGUCCUGAACUCCAAGGUCAUCUCGGUGACUGUGAAGCCCCCGCCUCGCUCCCUGCUCACACCCCUGGAGAUCGAGUUUGCCCACAUGUACAACGGCACCACCAACCAGACCUGUAUCCUGUGGGACGAGUCGGACGUGUAA
Molecule: messenger RNA, 444 nt
Organism: Ceratotherium simum simum (southern white rhinoceros)
Lineage: Eukaryota; Metazoa; Chordata; Mammalia; Perissodactyla; Rhinocerotidae
Source: RefSeq, a predicted model, not a curated record